Messenger RNA from Zasmidium cellare ATCC 36951, 426 nucleotides. RefSeq lists its product as uncharacterized. The record is from RefSeq and is a predicted model, not a curated record. The coding region runs from base 1 to 426 and encodes 141 amino acids. NCBI's taxonomy places the organism in Eukaryota, Fungi, Ascomycota, Dothideomycetes, Mycosphaerellales, Mycosphaerellaceae. The transcript is spliced from 5 exons. Gene Ontology annotation, molecular function: large ribosomal subunit rRNA binding; structural constituent of ribosome. Gene Ontology annotation, biological process: translation. Gene Ontology annotation, cellular component: ribosome; cytosolic large ribosomal subunit.
AUGUCGGGUGGCAGAGGUCGCGGAUCGCAGUCCGGUAACAAGCUGAAGAUGACUCUCGGUCUUCCAGUCGGCGCAGUCCUGAAUUGCUGCGACAACUCGGGCGCCCGUAACCUCUACAUCAUCUCGGUCAAGGGCUUCGGCGCGCGUCUCAACCGCCUCCCCGCCGGCGGCGUCGGCGACAUGGUCAUGGCGACCGUCAAGAAGGGCAAGCCGGAGCUGCGCAAGAAGGUCAUGCCGGCGGUCAUUGUGCGGCAGAGCAAGCCGUGGCGGAGAGCGGAUGGCGUCUACCUGUAUUUUGAGGACAAUGCGGGUGUGAUCGUCAAUCCGAAGGGUGAUAUGAAGGGUUCGGCUAUCACUGGUCCUGUGGGUAAGGAGGCUGCUGAGCUUUGGCCGCGUAUCGCCUCCAACUCCGGUGUCGUGAUGUGA